Messenger RNA from Peniophora sp. CBMAI 1063, 1257 nucleotides. Lineage: Eukaryota; Fungi; Basidiomycota; Agaricomycetes; Russulales; Peniophoraceae. The record is from the annotation of a GenBank genome assembly.
AUGACUCUGUCAUCCACGACGGUUUCGGAUGCCUCGCCUGCUGUUUCAGACUCAAGCGUUUCGUUGGUUUCGGGUCAAGCCGUUGGCUCUGCACAACAGGGAGCAUCUCCGACGCGUUUGACGCCAGAAUAUGAAUGCGACGUCGUCACCUCUUCUACCGCUCACCGACCUCGCAAUGGCUCAUCUGUGUGGUCCGUGCAGCCUCAGCGCAACAUCAUUUCUGGCGCACCUUCUCGCUCGAAUGACAUGCUCGAAUUAGCGGACCUGCCGGAAUAUCCUGUAUACCGCCGCUUUCUAGCAUCGAUACGGAAGCACUUCCUUCUUCUUCUUGAAAUAGAGAGCCUACAAGCCUUGGAUCCCUCGUCCCUUCACUGUCGACCUUUGACCACGGAGGAGUUAGACGCCUAUCUCAAAGGUCUGCCGGGCUGCAUUCAGAUCUCCGAAGAAUCCUUCCGCUUCGACUUUCAGCUAAGGCGCACGCACCCCUUCAAUUUGAAUGCCUUCGACGUGUUCGCGACCUCUUUUCUCAAGUCUGCCGAGUUUGGUGCAUAUGAUGACCCAACUCCCUUGCCAUCCCGGUUCCUUCAGAAACCCCAGAUUGAACGAGCCAUCUAUAACCACACGAAGUCGGCUAAAUCAAUCUGGUACCGGAAAUUCGUCUUUCCUGAAACUGAAGACGACGUCCAUGAUCGCCUGUCGGCUGCUGCACGGGGCACCAGGAAACGACGUUUGUAUGCGAAGAGAGUCAAUGCCGUGAAAAGGAGGGCUCCUGAACACAUCGAGUUCAUGGCUUCUGCAGGGUCACAGGCAGUUAGUUCAGACGAGUCGUCAGACGAGUUAGUCGAGGGCGCUUUAGGUCAGUUACAGGACAAAACUACUCGAAUCUCCCCUGUCUGGCGAAGUAUCGCCUUUCAGGAAUGGCAACAGUCGCUGGAUGCUCUUGUCGAGCACACGAGUCGUCCCCGAUCGGGAACGCGGCAAAAACCCGGCGCAGGCUCCCGUCAUCGUCAAACUUCCACUAGAGUCAAUCUAUGCGCCGUCGCUCCACGUGGACUCCCGCGCAACUGCUACGAAGCGACGUGGCUGGCGGCGCUCGACCCGGGCGAGAAGGAGAGCCUUCGAGUCCUCGAUGAAGACUACGACCUCAGACCACUGGAAUGUCCUUCACGCCGGCCUUUGUAUAGAAGGGCUCGGAAUGUCCCGCGUUCCCGGAAGCGGCAUGUCUUGCAUGAUGAGCAGAUUCGUAGCAUCACUUGA